Messenger RNA from Poeciliopsis prolifica (blackstripe livebearer), 1708 nucleotides. Its product is annotated as homeobox protein aristaless-like 4. The transcript is spliced from 4 exons. The coding region runs from base 314 to 1435 and encodes 373 amino acids. Gene Ontology annotation, molecular function: RNA polymerase II transcription regulatory region sequence-specific DNA binding; DNA-binding transcription activator activity, RNA polymerase II-specific. NCBI's taxonomy places the organism in Eukaryota, Metazoa, Chordata, Actinopteri, Cyprinodontiformes, Poeciliidae. Gene Ontology annotation, biological process: regulation of transcription by RNA polymerase II. The record is from RefSeq and is a predicted model, not a curated record.
AUCUGGGUCCCAUCCUCCGAGGGGAGACGGAGGUUUGUGUAACUCUACUCAAACCUGAGGGGGAGUUCGGAGUGUUUGGUCAACAGCAGUGGUUCCUGGAAAAGAUCUGAAUCGCUUCAUAACCAAACCCAGCUGCGGUUCUGCUGCGGGCUGCAGCCUCUCCGUGCGUGCGUGCGUGCGGGUGCGUUUUGAGGUAGACGGAGAGGAAGGGGUUUCUGGAGGAGAGAUAGAGAGGGAGGGAAAAGAGGAGAGGGAAAAAAAAAAAGAAAAAAAAAGUUUGGUCUCCUUUUUCCCCUUGACUCUUUUUUUAGUCAUGAACGCCGAGACCUGUGUCCCAUACAGCGACAUGACAUCCAUGAAUUCGUAUUAUAACCCCUCUGCUGCUCAAGGUAGGGAUCACCAGGCGGACCACUUUAGGACAUUUCCAGCUAGUGACAUCAAAUACAGCUCCACCGCCUUCCUGUCCAGCAAAGGUCAGGCUUACGGAGAGAAGUCCCGGAGCCCCUUCCAGCAGGAGUGCCAGUCAUUGGAUGCCGCCGCAGCUGGGCAAGGCUCUUUCAGCAAAUACCAGCUCUUCAUGCAGAGGUCCUCCUGCAAAACACCGCCCGCCGAAGACAAGCUGCUGCCGGAGAGGGGACACAACGGAGCGCUCGUCCUGUGCUAUGGUAAGGACAAUUCAGGCCUGACAGACUCUGAUUUGGCCCCAGACUCUGAUCCACCUGGAAUGGACUCCAGAUACUUGGCUGUGAAGGACCAAGGUGUCAAGGCAGCCUCUGAAAGGUCGCCGAGCAAUGACUUGGCGAGUCCGCUGGAAAAAGUCGAUGGUGGCGAAAGCAACAAGGGCAAGAAGAGACGCAACCGCACCACCUUCACCAGCUAUCAGCUGGAGGAACUGGAGAAGGUUUUUCAAAAGACGCAUUAUCCUGACGUUUACGCCCGGGAGCAGCUCGCUUUGAGGACUGACCUGACCGAAGCCCGAGUGCAGGUGUGGUUCCAGAACCGGAGAGCGAAGUGGAGGAAGAGGGAACGAUUUGGUCAGAUGCAGCAGGUCCGAACACAUUUCUCAACUGCUUACGAGCUGCCGCUCCUAACGCGUCCUGAGAACUACGCACAGAUCCAGAACCCCUCCUGGAUCGGCGGCAGCAGUGCAGCAUCUCCCGUCCCUGGCUGCGUUGUUCCCUGUGACACCGUGACCACAUGCAUGACCCCACACCCCCACUCUGCCAGUGGGGUCUCUGACUUCCUGGGCGUAUCGAGUCCCGGGGGACAUGUCGGACAGCCUCACAUGGGCAGCCUGUUUGGCGGCUCUCCUGGCAUGGCUGCGGGCAUCAACACGUACGAUCUCAACAUGGAUCCCGACCGCAAGUCCUCCAGUAUUGCUGCUUUGCGUAUGAAAGCCAAAGAGCACAGUGCUGCCAUUUCUUGGGCAACAUGAUGCGCCGAUGCACGCUGGAUGGGGGAUAUAUUACGCAGACUAGGGGCACUUAAUUCAAAACUCUGCAGGAAAAAGUGACUGCCUUUAUAAAUGCUGCAACAAAAAUGAUUAUGAGCAUCGGAGGUGGCUGGCAGAGGUUUGCCAGGUUUCAGUGCCUCUGCUGGAGGAAAGUCAGUGUGAAAGCCUGAUGGAAAGAAAUGCUGUGUAGUCCUAAAGACAGACAGAGAGGAGGAUUUCAAACACUCUCAUGCACGUUUAUUGUCUGUGCAUUGC